Molecule: messenger RNA, 2829 nt
Organism: Parathielavia appendiculata
Lineage: Eukaryota; Fungi; Ascomycota; Sordariomycetes; Sordariales; Chaetomiaceae
Product: ARM repeat-containing protein
Exons: 4
Coding region: 1-2829 (942 amino acids)
Biological process (GO): protein import into nucleus
Cellular component (GO): cytoplasm; nucleus
Molecular function (GO): nuclear import signal receptor activity
Source: RefSeq, a predicted model, not a curated record
AUGGAUUGGCAGCCCAACCCAGAGUCCCUGCGGACUCUUGCAGCAUGUCUGAAGGAUUCUCUGAGUGGCUUUGACAAGGCCGCGCAGAAACAGGCCGAAGUUAUGCUCGCCCAAGCAAAAGCGAGCCCGGAUCUCAACAGUUACCUGGCCUACAUCUUUUCAAGUGCUGGGCCACCCGCUGGUCUGGCGCAAUCCCCUAAUGACUGGCACCUGGUCCGCUCAGCCGCCGCCGUCAUGCUGAAGAACAACGUCAAGUCAAACUACAAGCAGAUCCCCGAAACAAGCAUUGCCCUGAUCAAGCUUGCAGUCCCCAUGGGCAUCCAGGACAGCAACUCCCAGAUUCGCAGUUAUGCCGGCAACAUUGCGACCGAGAUGAUCCAACGGGGCGGCCUCUACAGCUGGCCUGAGCUGCUGCAGGAGUUAUUGAAGCUGCUCGGCAACGAGUCGGGCCAGGUGUCCAACGAGGCCCAAGAGGGCGCCAUGGCGGCUAUGGCCAAGAUCUGCGAAGACAACACGAAGUUGCUGGAGCGGGAGCACAAUGGCCAGCGGCCCCUCAACGUCCUUCUUCCCAAGUUCAUCCAGGCGACCAAGAGCCCCUUGCCCAAGGUCCGCGCCCAGGCGCUGACGGCUAUCAACAUCUUCACGCCCAGGAAAUCCCAGGCCAUGCUCAAUUCCAUCGACGACCUCUUACAGCAUCUCUUCUUCCUCGCAGAGGACCCUGUGGCCGACGUCCGGCGCCAAGUCUGCCGUGCUUUCGUCCGCCUCGUCGAGACCAGGCCAGACAAGCUCCUGCCCCACCUCAGCGGUCUCGUCGAAUACAUUAUUUCACAGCAAAAGAGCGAUGACGAGGACCUUGCUUGCGAAGCUGCCGAAUUCUGGCUGUCGGUUGGUGAGCACGACGAUUUGUGGCGGAGUCUCGAACCGUACAUUCAAAAGAUCAUCCCCGUGUUGCUUGAGUGCAUGGUGUACAGUCCAGAAGAUAUCGCUAUGCUGGGAGGCGAAUCGGACGAUGAGGAUGAGGAAGAUCGUGAAGAGGACAUCAAGCCCCAGUUCGCAAAGAAGAACCUCAAGCGCGGCGCCAACACGGAAGGAUCGGCGGAGGCGAGCCAGAACGGCAAUGCGUAUGAGAGGUUGGCGAGCAUGGAUGACGACCUAGAAGAGGGCGAGAUCGAUGAUGAGCUGGACGAAGAGGGCGACGAGAAUCCCGACGAGAAGUGGACCCUCCGCAAGUGCUCGGCCGCAGCCCUCGACGUUUUCGCCACCGAUUUUGGAGGCCCCGUCUUCACCUCCAUCCUGCCGUAUCUGCAGACCAACCUAAAGCACGAAGAUUGGCCGUACCGGGAGGCCGCCGUACUGGCACUCGGCGCUGUUGCCGAGGGCUGCAUGGAUGUUGUGAUCCCCCAUCUCCCCGAACUCAUCCCCUACCUCAUCAGCCUACUUGACGAUCCGGAACCCGUCGUCCGGACAAUAACAUGCUGGACGCUGGGACGGUACUCGGCGUGGGCAGCAAAUUUGAGGGAUCCCGCCCAAAGACAGACUUACUUUGUACCCAUGAUGGAUGGCAUUCUCCGGAAGAUGGUGGAUAAGAACAAGAAGGUCCAGGAGGCGGGCGCGUCGGCCAUGGCCAACUUGGAGGAAAAGGCAGGCAAGCAACUUGAGCCGUUCUGCGGGCCCAUCAUUCAGCAGUACGUCGUGUGCUUCAACAAGUACAAGGACAAGAACAGGUGGAUUCUCUACGACUGCGUUCAGACCUUGGCCGAGCACAUCGGCCCUGUGCUGGCACGGCCCGAACUCUGUAACCAACUGAUGCCCGCUCUGAUCGACCGGUGGCAGAAGGUCCCUGACCAGUCGAGAGAGAUGUUUCCCCUUCUGGAAUGCCUGUCGUACGUUGCUAUCGCGCUUGGCGACGCCUUCACUCCCUACGCCGAACCUAUCUUUGCUCGUUGCGUCAACAUCAUCCAUCAGAACCUGGAGCAGACUCUCGCCGCCAAUAACAACCCAGACUUUGACCAGCCCGACAAGGAUUUCUUGGUCACCAGUCUGGACCUUCUGAGCGCCAUCAUCCAGGCUCUGGACGACGUGAAGGCGGUCAAGCUGGUCCAGAGCAGUCAGCCAGCCUUCUUUGAGCUCCUGAGCUUCUGCAUGGAAGACCCAGCCGAUCAGGUGCAGCAGUCGGCAUACGCACUCCUCGGCGACUGCUCCAAGUUCGUCUUUGAGCAGCUGAAACCUUUCCUGCCUUCCAUCCUUCCUAUUCUGCUCAAACGGCUAGACCUGGAGAACAUACUGGACGAGGAGGUGGAUGAGAGUUUUGCCGUCGUCAACAACGCUUGCUGGAGUGCGGGCGAGAUUGCCAUGCAGUACAAGAAGGGCAUGGCGCCAUUCGUACCAGAGCUCCUCCAGCGCUGUGUCGAGAUCAUCUCCAAUCCCGGCGUGCCCCCUGGCGUGACCGAGAACGCGGCGAUUGCGCUCGGCAGGCUGGGUCUCGAUAACUACGACCUUCUUGCCCCACACCUAGCCAAGUUUUCUGAGGAGUUCCUCAAGGCGAUGGACGACAUCGACCCGUCUGAGGAGAAGGCGACGGCGUUCAAGGGUUUCAGCAUGGUGGUGGCGCACAACCCACAAACAAUGGAGAAGGAUCUCUUGCACUUCUUCACCUCGAUCGCCCGGUAUCGGGAUCUGAAGCUGCAGAACCCCGUCAAGCAGGAGUUGCACGAGAUCCUGCAGAAUGUGCUUAACAUCUACCGCCAACUCAUUCCCCAGUUCAACGACUUCAUCGCGCAGCUCCAGCCCCAGGAUCAACAGGCACUAAAGGCCACCUACGCCCUCUGA